CACGCACUGCGCCCACAACUCCCCAUACAACGCUCAUUCCUCUAUUUGGCUCGUGAAGUCGUGAUGAAACCCUUCCUGUCUCCCUCUCUCGAUCUGCGCCGCCGGCUCACUUCCCUCGAUCUGCGCUCGGCUCUUCCACUGCGGCACAUCAAGGGAAGAAGAUGGGAUUGGGGGGCGAGCGGCUGCGGAGCGCGGGCGGCCUGCGGCGGGCGAGGGCCUGCGGGGCGGCGAAGAGGGGAUACUCCGGUGGGCUACCAGCGGCGACAGAGGCUUAGCGCCUGCUUCUUCUCCAGAUGGUUCAUCGCCAACUCACUGCUGCUCAUAGAGGAAGAGAAACAUAUAUGGUGGAUGAUGUCUAUCAUGCUUUUGCAGGUAACUUCCAAGGACAGUUACAACAAUUCUGGAGCAUGUAUUGUCCUCAGUCCUCCUGAUUUUGCUACCGUCAUUUCCAUAGUAUUCAAGAUGUAAAACCUCGACCUGUGGAAGUAAUUGUUUCCGAUGAAGAGUUAAAUCUAGCGCCAUGGAUGACAACAAUUCAGGCUUUUAACUAAAUAUUUUGUCAUGUUCGCAAUCGGCUGGUUCAUUUAACCUGAUAUGUAUCCACAUAACCAUCAG
Messenger RNA from Triticum urartu, 615 nucleotides. Lineage: Eukaryota; Viridiplantae; Streptophyta; Magnoliopsida; Poales; Poaceae. The record is from RefSeq and is a predicted model, not a curated record.